UUCUUCAACAACUGCAGCCACCUCGGUAGCUCGCUAGCCAACAAAGUCGGAACAUUGAAGUUCUUUAGACAAUUUCGUGCUUUAUUUGCUACUGAUUUAAACAUACAUAUGUGGAAACAACUAGCUACCCAGUAUAAUUUAAUAUUUACGUUGUAACUCAACCCGCUGGCCGGUUAGGUUAGCACUAGUGUAGUCGCUAAUGCUAACUGGCUAACAUCCCCGAACAUGAGUUCACUAAGCUACUCUCCUCAUUGUAAAGAAGAGGAGGUCUGCUGGACGGAGAAAGAAGCUCUCGUGAAAGAAGAAGAGGAAGAGAAGGAUGUUACAAUACAAAAACAAAUAGAGGGUGGGACUGUUACCGUGAAAGAAGAAGAUCAAGACGUUACAGUCAAAGACGCCUUCAGGGUGAAAGAGGAGGAGGAUGUUACUGUGAAAGAAAAGGAGGAAGAUGCAGUUUUGGGAGUGGAGGAUGAAGUGAAAGAAGAUGAAGACAUUUUUGGAAUGAAGGCUGAAGAGGGGGAGAUCACUGUCACAUUAGAGGAGGACGAAGAAGAGAAGACUGGAGAACUGAUUAACACCAGUAAAUACAGAGAGAGACGGGACUAUCAUGGAUCCUCUGGGGAGCUUCAACAACAUCAUGAUGCUGACGAGGCAGAGAAGAGUCUCUCCAGAUCAGAACUUCUCAAGAAACACCAGCAGAGACCCACAGGAAAGAAACCUCACUGCUGCUCUGACUGUGGGAAACAUUGCAAAUCUUCAUCAGAACUUAAAAAACACCGGAGAACACACACAGGAGAGAAGCCUUAUAGCUGUGAUCAAUGUGGGAAGAGUUUUACUAAUUCAAGUAAUCUGAAAACACACCAGAGAACACACACAAGAGAGCAGCCUUACAGCUGUGAUCAGUGUGGCAAGAGUUUUACUCAGUUAUGCAACCUGGUAUCACACCAGAGAACACACACAGGAGAGAAACCUUAUAGCUGUGAUCAGUGUGGCAAGGGUUUUGCUCAGUCAAGUAGCCUGGUAUCACACCAGAGAACACACACAGGAGAGCAGCCAUAUAGCUGUGAUCAGUGUGGCAAGGGUUUUACUCGGUCAACCAACCUGGUAUCACACCAGAGAACACACACAGGAGAGCAGCCUUAUAGCUGUGAUCAGUGUGGCAAGGGUUUUAUUAAUUCAAGAAACCUGGUAACACACCAGAGAACACACACAGGAGAGAAGCCAUAUAGCUGUGAGCAAUGUGGGAAAAGCUUUUCUCGGAGAGGAUACCUUAAAGGACACCAGAGAACACACACAGGACAGAAGCCUUAUAGCUGUAAUCAGUGUGGCAAGAGUUUUACUCAGUCAAGCAAGCUGCUAUCACACCAGAGAACACACACAGGAGGGCAGUCAUAUAGCUGUGAGCAAUGUGGGAAAAGCUUUUCUCGGAUAGGACACCUUAAAGGACACCAGAGAACACACACAGGAGAGAAACCUUAUAGCUGUAAUCAAUGUGGGAAGAGUUUUACUCAUUCAAGUAAUCUGAAAACACACCAGCGAACACACACAGGAGAGAAGCCUUACAGCUGUGAUCAGUGUGGCAAGAGUUUUACUCAGUCAAGCAACCUGGUAUCACACCAGAGAACACACACAGAAGAGCAGUCAUUUAGCUGUGAGCAAUGUGGGAAAAACUUUUCUCAGAGAGAAAGCCUUAAAGAGCACCAGAGAAUACACACAGGAGAGAAGGCUUAUAGCUGUGAUCAAUGUGGCAAGAGAUACUCUCAUUCAAGUGGUCUGAUUAAACAUCAGAAAAUACAUGCAGGAGAUCCACAGAGUGUAGAAUGAUCUCCAACACCAGACCUGGGAAUGAUCUCCAACACCAGACCUGGGUAGUAGAACACAGUGUGGAAUGAUCUCCAACACCAGA
Messenger RNA from Oncorhynchus gorbuscha (pink salmon), 1906 nucleotides. RefSeq names its product zinc finger protein OZF-like. The record is from RefSeq and is a predicted model, not a curated record. The transcript has 2 exons. The coding region runs from base 226 to 1824 and encodes 532 amino acids. Lineage: Eukaryota; Metazoa; Chordata; Actinopteri; Salmoniformes; Salmonidae.